GCGCCGAGUGUCAGUCACUCCUACACUGGCCCCGCCCAGCGCCUCUAGCCGGGCUCGUUACAAUGUCUCAGUAGAUGCGCUGCCAGCGGCGGAAACGGACACGGGAAAUUGUAGCGAGAGCCGAGGCGCAGCGAUAUCGGAAGCUGAAACCCUCCCUUCUCCGGGGAUGUGGCCCCGAGUGAUGGGGGAAGCUGAGCUGCUCCCCCGGGAACCUUAAUCUUCUCUCCGGCUGACGCCCCCACCGCCUGCAGGGACCAUGUCCGCCAAGGAGAACCCGUGUAAGAAGUUCCAGGCGAAUAUCUUCAAUAAGAGCAAAUGUCAGAACUGCUUCAAACCCCGCGAGUCCCACCUCCUGUCCGACGAGGAUCUCAACCAGGCGAAGCCCAUUUAUGGAGGAUGGCUGCUGCUGGCUCCAGAGGGGACAGACUUUGACAAUCCAAUGCACAGAUCCCGGAAAUGGCAGCGAAGGUUCUUCAUCCUGUACGAACAUGGGCUGCUGAGAUACGCACUGGAUGAGAUGCCCACCACGCUCCCCCAGGGAACAAUAAACAUGAACCAGUGCACCGAUGUCAUCGAUGGGGAGAACCGCACGGGGCAGAAGUUCUCGCUUUGCAUCCUCACACCAGAGGAACAUUUUAUCCGGGCCGAGAACAAAGAAAUUAUCAAUGGUUGGCUUGAGAUGCUCAUUGUUUAUCCAAAGACCAACAAGCAAAAUCAGAAGAAGAAGAGGAAAGUGGAGCCUCCCACCCCACAGGAACCCGGACCAGCCAAGAUGGCAGUGACCAGCAGCGGAAUCCCUGGAGCAGAGAAGGUUCCUGCCACCAAAUCGACUCUGUGGCAGGAGGAAAUGAAAAGCAAAGAGGAUCAGGAAAACCACACUAGUCCCCUCCAGAGUCCGGUGCAGAUGCCAUCUUCUCCUACUGAGACCAUGGUAGAUGGUAAAACAGAUGGAGGUCUUGUGAAUGGUGAUCGCACAGACGGCGGCCGUAAGACUCGUGUGGAAAGCGGAUAUUUUUCUCUGGAGAAGAUGAAAGACUUGAAGACUGAGGAACAGCCUCCACAAACACCGCCUUCACCCUCCACGCCCGAUGCUCCCAGCAGGUACAGUGACUACAAUUCACACAGCCCGGAACUGGACCCAUUUUCUCCCCCAGGUACUUUGUCAACUCCUCAGCUCAAACAAAGUAAGGAUGUGGGAGAGCACAACGGGCAUAGCCCUUUCUCCAUUGCCAACCGGCAAUAUGCCAUCCUGGCAGAUGUGCCUCGUGCCCGGAGGAUCAGUCACAGGGACGCAUUCCAGGUUGAGAGGAAGAGGCUAGAGCAACAGAAUCGGGCAAGGAGCCCUGGGAGAGAGGAAGUCGCACGCAUGUUUGGCCAGCAGAGAAGGAAAUCUCUGGUUAUUGAGAAGUUUGAAGCUCUGGACAUUGAGAAAGCAGAGCAGAUGGAGACCAGCAGUUCCACCAAGCCAACCAGUGAGGCCCGGCAGGGACGCAGCGAAAAGCGCACCUUCCCCAGGAAGCGGGAUGAGUCUGGGGUCAGUUCCAUCUCUGACGUUUCAGCCUCGCCGAUGUCCCCGUAUCGCAGAGCAAAAUCAUUGGACCGCAGAUCUUCGGAGUCCUCCAUGACGCCUGACCUGCUGAAUUUCAAGAAGGGCUGGCUGACCAAACAGUGUCAGGAUGGACAGUGGAAAAAGCACUGGUUUGUGCUGACAGAUCAGACUCUAAGGUUUUACAGGGAUUCUGUGGCGGAGGAGGCUGCUGACUUGGACGGAGAGAUCGAUCUGUCAACUUGCUACGAUGUUACGGAAUACCCAGUCCAGAGAAACUAUGGCUUCCAGAUCCAUACUAAAGAAGGGGAAUUCACAUUAUCUGCCAUGACCUCUGGCAUCCGGCGGAAUUGGAUUCAGACCAUCUUGAAGCACGUGCGCCCCAAUACAGCUCCUGACGUCACGAGCUCUUUGCCAGAGGAGAAGAGUAAAAACUCAUCCUCGUUUAGCCCCCCGCAAAGUGAAAAGCCAGAAUCCGAGCGUUCAGAAGUAGACGUGGAGCAGAAGAGGAGCCGGGCACGGGAACGUAGGAGGGAAGGCCGUUCUAAAACAUUUGACUGGGCUGAGUUUCGUCCCAUCCAGCAGGCAAUGGCUCAAGAAAGAGCAGAAGCCUUGAAGUCCCUAUCUUGUUAUGACACCACAGACUCCAGGAAUGAUCUUGAGGAAUUAGAGAGGGAAAGGGCCCGUCGGAGGGAGGAACGCAGGAAGAGGUUUGAGAGCUCAGACUCCGUGGAGGAGCAAGCUGUGGAAGAUGCUUCCCGCAUGGAUGUCGACAGAGGCCCUGUGCUGUCUGAAAACAUGGACGUUAGGCCAAAUGUUCAGGUUGAGAUUGAGCAAAGAUGGCAGCAGGUAGAGACCACUCCACUGAGGGAAGAGAAGCAGAUCCCUAUAUCUCCUCUCCCUCCUUCCAGCCCUCCUCUAACGCACCCCUCGGAAGAUAUCACCACCCUUCUGCAAAAACAGCUGGAGCAGAGUCAGAAGGAGGUGACUGAUCUCCUGGAGGAAAAGCUUGCUUUGCAGCAGCGACUGAAAGAAGCAUUUGAACAACAGCUUAAUGCAAGAGAUGGAUAUGUCUUACAGAACGAAUUGGCCUAUCACACUCCAGAUGCAUGCCAGAGGCUUCAUAAAGUGAAUGAGGAUCUUCAAAACGAACUGGAGUCCCAAUGCAAACGUCAGGAACUGCUAAGUCAACAAAUUCAGGCUAUCAAACACAGCUAUGGAGAAGCCAACGACUCCAUCAGACACCAAGACUCUGAGAUUUUAAGCCUUCAAGCGCUUCUCAAUCGCUCAUAUGCGGAGCUCAUGAUAAAGGAGCAAGCUCUUGAAAAACUAAAGGGGGACUUGAAGAUGGAGAAGGACAAAGCUAAGGAACUGCUUGAAGAAUGGCAAGUAAAUGAAGCUACGCUGACCACCCAGCUAAUGGCUAGCCAACAAAAGUUGAAAGAAGCAGAGUCUAUGCUUUUAGAAAAGAGCCAGCAGCUGCGGGAAUUGGAGAUGCAGCAAGCUCUGCAGAGAGACCAUCAAAAGGAGAUGCAGAAGUUGCAGGAGAAGCUUACCAACACGAGGAGUCGGCUAGAUGCCAGUGAGCAAGCUGGGAUCCUGACGGAGACAAGACUGAAGAUGAAUUAUAAAGACCUACUUGGAAGCUCUGAGAAGGAAAAGCUAUUUUUAUUGCAUAACCUGAAAGAAGCGGAGGAUAUAUUGCAAGAGUAUGAAGAUAAGCUACAAGGGAAUGAUCAACUGAUGGAAAUUCUUCAGAAAGAGAAACUAAGUGCAAGUACAGAAACCAACCUCUUAGUCCAUCACCUUGAAAAGCAACUUUCAGAACAUGUGUCUAAAAUUCAGAAGUUGGAAGAACACACCAAAGAGCUGGAGCAAGAUAGGGACAGGCUGAAUUCAUCCUGCCAAGAAAUGACGAACCAAAUUAGGAUAUCAGACCAUGAAAGUGCUAGUUUGCAGGAAAGACUUAACAUGCAGAAGGCAGAGUAUGACCAGCUUAGGAUCUCACUGGAGAUGGUUUCUGGGGAGCUCCUCAAGGCAAAGGAGACUCUGAGAGGAAAGGAAGAAGAAUUAAGGCUCUCCUCAGAGACCCAUAGAAGGAUUGUGGACAAGAAGGACCAGGACAUCAACGAGGCCAUCAUAAAGAUGUCUGCUUUAGGCAGCAGCCUGGAAGAAACCGAGACCAAGCUAAAAGUCAAAGACGAGGCUCUGAGAAGGUUUUCCCAUUUUGACGCUGUUGGACAAGUUAAGGACUUCGAAGAAAUGCAUCUUCAACUUGAGGCUGCAAAAAAACGUAUCACUGAAUUAGAGCAGAGCUUACUGGUUCACAGAGGCAAUGCUGUUUGUGAAAUGUUAGAUAGGAACAGCUUCAUAGAUGAUAUUCAGGAACAGACUGAUGAACAUUCUCCUUUGUAUACUGCAGACACAAGCAUGGUGGAUAUUGUUCAGGACUCUGGGUCAAAGAAACAAAGGAUUCGGUUUUCCAGCAUACAGUGCCAGAAGUACGUCCAUGCUGAUGGAUCUGAAAAGACGUGGGCAAGUUGCUCUUCUUCUGAAACAAGCCAAGACCCACCUAUCAACGAUGAUUGUUUUACUUCAGAAGGCACAGCUUCAUAUCAGCCCUCUGCAAAAGCUGAUGUGGAUGCAUACCUUUCCAUUAUCCACUCCUUGGAAUCCAAACUCUGUGAGACAGAGGAAAAACUAAAAAUUAUAACCCAGAAAGUGCAAAAUGAAAAAAGCUGUAUGCAGGCCCAACACACUCCAAGUGCAGAAGGCCAUUUGGAAGAGCAGUUUCCAAGUAGUAGUACACCGGUCAUCUCCUUGGAAGAGGAACAAAUGGAGCUUCAGCGAACAAGGUGCAGCUUGCAGGGUGUUGCUAAAGAGGUUUUUAGCAGUUUAGAGUCAUGUCGGACAAUGCUCAAAGAUCUUCUUAAUCAUAAAGAUGAUGCAGAGCUAUUUUAUUCCACUUUGUCUGGCAUCGAAGAUGCUUUAACCCGUUCUCUUUGCUCUUUACAACAAACUCCUGUGGACCAAGUGUCUGGAGAAUGCUCUAAUAUGCAAUGUAUGGACACGAAUAUGUCCAAUGAAAGCCAGCAUCCUCCCUGUGAUGGCUCUGCCCAAUUACUUUCAGAAAAAUUAGAUCUUGGGGCUAAAAUGAUGUAUGCAUUAGCAGAGUCUUUAAAAUUAGCAAGCCCAGAGGCAGUGCUGGACAAUAAGCAAAGUGAGGAGGCCUGUAGAAAUGUGUUUUUUAUGCAAAUAUGGACAGAGAGACUUAAGCUAGAAAGUGACUUUCGGAACAGACUUGAGAGGCUUAGAACAGAUAUUGUGAGAAACUCAGGAGAGUUAGAUAAUGAAGCACUACUCAAAGUGGAGCUUAGCUGUGUUGCUGGCAAGAUGGAGUCUUCUCUUCAUCACAUGAAAUAUUUGCAAUUGGAACUUCAGAAAACCCAAGCUGCUCUUGGGGAGAGGUCUAUAACAGAGGGUAGCAUACCUUCUUGCGUUUCUCUAGACCUUGAACAAGCUGAUCAACAUUCUCCAAAACCUCAAGGAUCCAACAAGUCUAACUAUCCUUCCAUCUCUUUUCAGGAAAUACUUUUCCGCCAAUUAAGGGAGUAUGCAGUCCAUUUAAGCUCUCUUUCCUCCUCCUUACAAACUAAAUCAGCAGCUGAUCUGGUAGAGGUUCAGAUGCUCUUGGACAUUCCACAGCCACUUAUUUGCUGUGAUGGAUCAUUUGGGCUUUCCGGCUUUGCCACUGACCUGGUUCAAGAAGUUGUCCUGCAGGCUCAGUUGCUGUAUGUGGCCUUUAAAUCCCAGACUGAAUGUGAGCAGGAGUACCAAAAGAAAAGAGAGGCUUUGAGCUGUACUCACUCAGAGGCUCUGGAUAGGCUUUGUCUGGAGUACCAGUCACUGCUCCAAGACAAGCAGGCUGAGCUUGUUCAGAGAGAGAGGGCAGCAAGCGGAUCUAUUGAGCUUGCAAAUAGACAACUCAAGGAAGCCGAGACUGGAUACAAUGAGGGAAUUUCCAGGUUAGAUCUAAGUUAUAAAAGGGAUAUAGAGAAUGUAACACAGAAAUGGACAGAGAGUGAAAGAGUUCUUCUAGCAGAGAAAGCUGAGGUUAUCAAUAAGCUGGAAGCUUCUGAGAAGGAAAGGCAAAAUCUAGAAAGUCACUACUUGGAAAGGUUAAGAAACCUGGAGGCAAAGUUUCAGGAGCAGGUUGAUCAGCUCCAGGUUCUCCAUAACAAUGAAAUUCAGGCUCUGGAAGACAGAUACUUGCAGAGCAUACGGCAGCUAGAGGAAACUCUCGACAACUACCAGGAGAUGCCUUCACCGCAGGAGGGGAACUCCCUGGCUUGGUCUGAGGAAAGCCAAGGGGACACAGUUAACAUGGAGACCACACAUGUUCUGAGGGAGCGGAUCCUGACGCUGGAGGCUGAGAUGGACCUCAUGAGAGAACAAAUGGACCAGCAACAACUGCAAGCAAACGUAUCCUCUGUGAAAGAGAAAUACCAGGCCGACUUUGAGAAGCUAAAGGCGACGUGCGAGCGAGGCUUUGCCGCUAUGGAAGAGACUCACCAGAAGAAGAUCGAAGAUUUACAUCGGCAGCACCAGCGCGAACUGGAGAAACUGCAGGACGAGAAGGACAGACUGCUGGCUGAGGAGACUGCCGCCACUAUCUCGGCUAUCGAAGCAAUGAAAAAUGCUCACCGAGAGGAACUGGAGAGAGAAUUGGAGAAGUCUCAUCGCUCGCAGUUCAGCAGCAACAAUGCAGACGUGGAGUCUUUGCGGAGGCAGUACUUAGAGGAGUUACAGUCAGUCCAGAGGGAAUUGGAGGUCCUUUCCGAGCAGUACUCACAGAAGUGCUUGGAGAACGCCCAUCUGGCCCAAGCUCUGGAAGCGGAACGUCAGGCCCUGCGUCAGUGUCAGCGAGAGAACCAGGAGCUCAACGCUCAUAACCAGGAACUGAAUAAUCGCCUGGCUUCAGAGAUCACACGACUACGGACGCUGAUAACAGGGGAUGGAGGGGGAGACGUAUCGCCUCUUACCCAAGGGAAGGACGCCUAUGAGCUGGAGGUUCUUCUCCGAGUAAAAGAGUCUGAAAUCCAGUACCAGAAACAGGAGAUCAGUUCCCUGAAAGAUGAGCUGCAGACUGCACUGAGGGAUAAGAAAUACGCCAGUAAUAAAUACAAGGACAUCUACACGGAGCUGAGCAACAUGAAAGCUAAGGCCGAGUGUGACAUCAGCCGACUAAAGGAUCAGCUUCAGGCGGCCACGGAGCUACUGGGUGACAAGUCCCCGGAGAACUCAGCGGUGCCGGGAUACGAUAUUAUGAAAUCCAAAAGCAAUCCUGAUUUCCUGAAGAACGACAGACCCAGCAUCAACAGGCAGUUGCGGAACAUCAGGUCCAAGUCCGUAAUUGAGCAGGUCUCAUGGGAUAACUGAAACGUUCCAGGUACCAGUUCCCUGACAUAGCCUGAAGGAGGGGCUGACCGUCCAGGAGCGUCUCAAAUUAUUCGAAUCCCAGAAAAACUAAGCACCCCCCACUCACAUGUGCACCCCCAGGACUCAGAUCAGAUUAAGGCACAGUUUUGGGCCGUCAUCCGGCAUGGGGACGCCGCAGUGCAGCUUUCUGCAUGUUAGAUGGGUGUCUGAUGUUCCAAAGUUUCCAUCCUGCCUCCAUUACCCCCCCUCCCAAAAUGGCUUUUCCCCUCCCCCUUGGCCCUCCAGAGCAGCUGAGGGACGGCAUUUACUUGCCACCUCAUAAUGUCAGAUUUAAAGGAUAAGUAAACCUUUAAAAUAAGUGAAUGUAAAAUUGAUGAGGGG
Molecule: messenger RNA, 7366 nt
Organism: Xenopus laevis (African clawed frog)
Lineage: Eukaryota; Metazoa; Chordata; Amphibia; Anura; Pipidae
Gene: mprip.S
Product: myosin phosphatase Rho interacting protein S homeolog
Exons: 25
Coding region: 257-6985 (2242 amino acids)
Cellular component (GO): actin cytoskeleton; cytoskeleton
Molecular function (GO): actin filament binding
Source: RefSeq, a predicted model, not a curated record